Gastrolobium bilobum is the source of this 1122-nucleotide messenger RNA. Its product is annotated as syntaxin-61-like. Bases 174 to 821 code for a protein of 215 amino acids. Lineage: Eukaryota; Viridiplantae; Streptophyta; Magnoliopsida; Fabales; Fabaceae. Gene Ontology annotation, biological process: Golgi vesicle transport. The transcript has 7 exons. Gene Ontology annotation, cellular component: membrane. The record is from RefSeq and is a predicted model, not a curated record.
AGGGAGGAGAGAUACUAGUGUGUGUAACUGUUUCCCAAUUUCCUCUGUUUAGUGUGUAGCAUUCGAAAAGAAUAAGAUGCCCUCAGCUCAAGAUCCGUUCUACGUUGUGAAGGAGGAUAUUCAACAAUCUAUUGAUAAGUUGCAAUCUACUUUUCGCCACUGGGAAAACGCUCAUGAUGCUGGCGAGCGAUCUCAUCUUUCAAAGGAAGUCCUUGCUACUUGUGAAAGUAUUGAAUGGCAGAAAGGUGGAUGAAUUGGACAAAGCAAUUGCUGUAGCAUCUAGAGAUCCUUCUUGGUAUGGCAUUGAUGCAGUGGAGAUUGAAAACAGGAGGAGUUGGACCAGCAGUGCUCGCACCCAGGUGCGCUCAGUUAAGAAAGCAGUGGAAGCUGGAAAGGGCUCAAAUACAGCAAACCAUGCUAGUGUAAAUGGGAUGCACAGAGAAUUAAUGAGGCUUCCUGAUUCUCAUCAAACUAACACAUCCAACCAUUAUGGUGCCCACGAUAAUGAUGAUUUCAUAGAAUCAGAAUCAGAUAGACAGAUGCUUCUUAUAAAGAAACAGGAUGAGGAGUUGGAUGAGCUUAGUUUAAGCGUGCAGAGAAUUGGAGGUGUUGGACUUACGAUACAUGAAGAGCUAAAUGCGCAGGAAAGGAUUAUAGAUGAUCUGGGUGCUGAGAUGGACAGUACAUCUAAUCGUCUAGAUUUUGUCCAAAAAAAAGUAGCAAUGGUCAUGAAGAAGGCUAGCGCAAAGGGCCAGAUCAUGAUGAUAUUGGGUUUGCUGGCCUUGUUCAUUUUCCUCUUUAUCUUGGUGUUCUUCACCUAGUCAUUAAGAUGGACUCUGUCGAUUCCCUGUUUGUACAUGAAAACAGAUAUAAGUUUUUGUGAAGAUACUAGAUUAAUGGGACAUUGGAGAUGUCUACUAAUCAAAUGGAAGCCUUUUUUGGUUUCUCGAAGGCAUUGGAAAAUUCUAAUUGUGAUGAAAAGGGAAGCAAUGUGCUUAAAAGUAUCACAAAAGGAUUUUGAUUCUGAACAAGUUGGAUGGCAAAUAUGAUUUCAAUUAUUUUCAAAAUAAUUUUCUCCUGCAUGUAAUGUAAUGUUUGAUGUUUUUUUCUUUCUAGAACGAC